This is a messenger RNA of Pungitius pungitius (ninespine stickleback), 3470 nucleotides long. Its product is annotated as single-minded homolog 1-like. The transcript has 12 exons. The coding region runs from base 499 to 2784 and encodes 761 amino acids. Lineage: Eukaryota; Metazoa; Chordata; Actinopteri; Perciformes; Gasterosteidae. Gene Ontology annotation, cellular component: transcription regulator complex; cytoplasm; nucleus. The record is from RefSeq and is a predicted model, not a curated record. Gene Ontology annotation, molecular function: protein dimerization activity; RNA polymerase II transcription regulatory region sequence-specific DNA binding; DNA-binding transcription factor activity, RNA polymerase II-specific. Gene Ontology annotation, biological process: regulation of transcription by RNA polymerase II.
GGCCACGAAAGCCACUCGUUGCGUGUCCUUAUAAUUUGGAGAGGUGUAUGCAGCGCACGGUCCCCUUCGCGUUUCCAGGUGGAGGUCCAGGAGGAACUGAGACCAAACUUAACUGGGACGACUGGUGAACUCGGUUCAGGACAGGCGGGAUUCCCAGUUGUCUGACAGCGAGGCCAAAGGAUCGAUUGGCGCGUAUAGGAAAAUACAGUGUAUCACAGCGUGGGUCAUGGAUGAGAUGCCGCAGUACAGUGGAUGUUUAACUACAACCAGCUGAAGUAUCUCUGACCAACAUUAGGACCUAACGGGAUAUUCUCUCUUUUCUCUUGGGAUUCACCUGGUUACAUAAAAAAAAAGUUUUUCCAUGAAAAGCGUUUUUUUUUUUUUUGUAAAUAAAAAUCAGCAAUGAAAAGGAAUCAAGGCGGAGAGGAAUCAGUGAAACCGCUGAUUUGAAUGCCCCCCCGUCUCACCCAAGGAAGGACACGUUGAAAAGGCGCCGAAAUGAAGGAGAAAUCCAAGACGGCCGCAAGGACUAGACGGGAAAAGGAGAACAGUGAAUUCUACGAAUUGGCCAAAAUGUUGCCUUUACCGUCGGCCAUCACCUCUCAGCUGGACAAAGCCUCCAUUAUAAGACUCACAACCAGUUACCUGAAGAUGAGAAUUGUUUUCCCUCAGGGUUUGGGGGAGGCUUGGGGUCAUGCAAGUCGGACAAGAUCUUUGGACAAUAUCGGACGAGAGCUGGGAGCUCAUUUACUGCAGACGUUGGACGGAUUCAUCUUCGUUGUGGCUCCAGAUGGGAAAAUAAUGUACAUUUCCGAGACGGCGUCGGUCCAUUUAGGCCUCUCUCAGGUAGAGUUGACUGGGAACAGCAUUUACGAAUAUGUCCAUCCGGCCGACCACGACGAGAUGACAGCGGUGCUGACGCCGCAUCAGCCCUACCACUCACAUUUCGUUCAAGAAUACGAAGCGGAGCGCUCUUUCUUUUUGCGGAUGAAAUGCGUGCUUGCAAAAAGAAACGCAGGCCUCACCAGUGGUGGAUACAAGGUGAUCCACUGCAGUGGCUACCUGAAGAUCCGUCAGUACAGUUUGGACAUGUCGCCCUUCGAGGGCUGCUACCAGAACGUGGGCUUGGUGGCCGUGGGUCACUCCCUGCCGCCGAGCGCCGUGACCGAGAUCAAACUGCACAGCAACAUGUUCAUGUUCAGGGCCAGUUUGGACAUGAAGCUCAUCUUCCUGGACUCCAGGGUGGCUGAGCUGACAGGUUAUGAGCCCCAGGACCUAAUAGAGAAAACCCUCUACCACCACGUCCACAGCUGUGACAUCUUCCACCUCCGUUGUGCACACCACCUCUUGCUGGUAAAAGGACAAGUUACCACCAAGUACUAUCGUUUCCUGGCCAAGCACGGGGGCUGGGUCUGGGUCCAGAGCUACGCCACAAUCGUCCACAACAGCCGGUCCUCAAGACCUCACUGUAUAGUCAGCGUCAACUACGUACUCACGGAUACAGAGUAUAAGGGAAUGCAGCUUUCUUUGGACCAAAUGAGCCCCACCAAGCCAGCUUUCCCCUACGCUGACAGUCACGGAGAAGACAGGAAGAGCACCAAGUCACGUCUCACCCAGGCCAAGGCCAAAGCCAGAGUGUCCCCCUACCCGCAGCAGUUUUCAGCCUUCAAUCCAGAGCGUUCAGAGUCAGACCAAGACAGCCAGUGGGGAGGGAGCCCGCUCACGGACUCUGCAUCUCCUCAGCUGCUGGACCCCAGUGAGGCAGCCGAGGCCUCCUGUGCCUACAGGCUGUAUCCAGAGCCAGGUUCCCUGUGUUGCAGCGUGGGUCUAUCAGAAGAAGAACUAGGCCAUCCCCAAACACAUCCUCACAUCUCCCCCUGUGACCGCGUGCAAUGUCAGAGCGGGCGCUACUUCCUCGGAACCCCGCAGUCGGGACGCGAGGUUUGGUGGGACGCCACCCGCUCUGUGCUCUCGUUGCCAAAACCCUCGGUGGAGAACAGCGAGGGCUACGAAAUCACAUCGUACCACGGAGCCAUUCACGGGCGGGGCCACUGGGAUGAAGACAGUGUAGUGAGUUCACCUGAUGGAGGCGGGUCCACCAGUGAUUCUGGCGAGCGUUACCACGGUGACCACUUCCGGGCAACCCCUCGAGAGCCCAGCAAGAUGGAGACGCUAAUCCGAGCCACACAGCAGAUGAUCAAAGAGGAAGAGAGCCGCCUGCAGCAACACAAGGCGCCGCUGGAUGUCUCGGGCCUCGCCAAGACUCACAGCCCGUGCUUCACCUCCUCGUUACCACACCACCCUCAGCUCAGCAUGACCAGCGUGGUGUGCCGUGGCCCGGGAGCUCCCAACACCGACCUCGCCUCCGAGCGCCUCCAUCACCAGGACGGCGUCAAAUUACUGGGUCCCCACGACAUUGACGAAAACACCACCAGUCCGGCGUCCCUGUCCCGCCUCAGCAGCCCCAGCUCUGACGGACUCCCCAGGGCGUCCCACUCCCUCGCCAAAGACUACAUGCAGACGGACCUGUCCCCCCAUCCUCCGCAGCCGCAGGGGAGCCCGCUAAUCUACUCGGCCCAGGAGAGGCAGCCACUGGACAGGCAGGCUGCCUACGCGCUGGCCGGAUACUCCCUGGAGCACCUCUACGACCCGGAGAACUUGCGGAGUUACUCCGGCCUGGCGUGUGCAGGAGUCCAGUACGAUGUGGCGUCCCACGUGAGGAUGCAGGCCGAGCAGAUGCAGGGACACAAGGCCACGUCAGUGAUCAUAACCAACGGGAGCUGACGACAUCUGGUGUAGAUUGUCCCUGUUCCCUAGAUGAGGAUGUUGCAGUGGCGGUGCUUCAUGCACAUGCAAACACCGGUCAGGCGCUUGGUAGAAAUAGCUGGACAAUUCCAAACAAAAUAAAUUUUAAAAAAAAGUGAAAGUUACUGGGGUGAUGUUCCCUUGUUGGCCGAUUCAGCAACAUUUGUCAUUGUCUGCCAUUGUAUCAAAUCAUUUUCUUUAUCACCGGAGGAUGUUAUAAACUAUUGUCUUCAAGAACGGAUGUUUGGUGUGCCCCUUCAGAUGACGGAGGUUCGCUCCAUUACGUAGGGAUAUAGUGUUAUUACAAUGGUGAGCUGAUUUACCCCCUGUAGGCUACCUAAGUCUCGAGUCCAGGUUAAACAUCAAGCUAGUGUUUCUGUUCCGAACACCUCAUGCUCCAGUGGUCAUGCAAGUUAAUCUGUCUUGGACAUUAUUUCCAGAGGCAGACAGAAAAUGCGCCGUUCCGUUACCCCUUAGCCUGAAAGCUCCAUUGGUCCGAGCAUAACGGUCGACCCACAAAGUGCAACGUGAGAAAGACCAGAGGUCCACUAUUGUAAGAUGUCAAUGUUUCUUGGUAUUUAUUUGUCAGUGGGCUGUUUUCUGUAUGUGCCAUUUUCCGAGUAGAAAUGUUAUUGGUCGCAAAAAAAAAAAAAAAAAGUGUUUGG